AUGGUGACGGCAAUUGCAGAUCGCUUUCACGUGAUGGAUUUCCACAGCCGCAGAUCCCCUGUGCUGGGCACCAGGGGCAUGGUGGCAUCCUCUCAGCCUCUCGCUUCUGAGGCUGGCAUGCGAAUAUUGCAACAAGGGGGCAAUGCUGCAGAUGCAGCAGUUGCCAUGGCGGCAGCCCUGAAUGUCACUGAGCCCUGCUCGACAGGUAUUGGAGGGGAUGCAUUUGGGCUGUUCUACAGCGCUGCAACCCGCGAGGUCACGGCCCUUCUAGGCAAUGGACGAUCCCCAGCCGGCCUGACAAUGGAGGCGGUGCGUGCACAAGGCAUCGAGGGGCACGAGCUGCCGGCGGACAGCGCGCUGUGCGUGACCGUGCCCGGCGCCGCCGCACUCUGGGAGGACACCAUCAAAAACUUCGGCACGCUGGACCUCAAACAGGUGUUGCAACCUGCCAUUGAGCUGGCAGAGCAAGGCUUUCCCGUGUCACCGGUGACGGCGUACCACUGGAAAAUAAGCACCCCGCAGCUGAGGGGCCCCGGUAAGGCGGCGUUCCUGACUCCCGACGGCCGCGCGCCAGCCGCCGGCGAGAUUCAGCGCAACCCUGAUCUGGGGCGUACCUUCCGCUCUAUUGCUGAGCACGGCGCCCUUGAAGGGUUCUACAAGGGCAGGAUAGCGGCGGCGAUAGUGGAUGUGCUGAGGCGGGAGAGGGGAGUUAUGACGGCUGAGGACCUGGCACAUCACCGCAGCGUGACCACCCGGCCCAUCCACACCUCAUACCGCGGCUACACCAUCUACGAAGUGCCCCCGCCAACCCAGGGAAUUGCGGCGCUGAUGGCGCUGAAUUCUCUGGAGUUGGAGGAGGGGCUGGAGUCCGCAGGCUGGGGCGGCGCGGAGCACAUGCAUGCAGCCAUCGAGUCCAUGCGCCUGGGCUUCGUGGACGCCCUACAAUACAACGCUGACCCAGAGGCGGCAAGGGUGACGCCGGGGAACCCUAUCCCGGAAGCUUCCUCGGCGGCGGCUCCAAGUGAAGCACGGCGCUCGGGUGACACCGUUUAUCUCUGCGUGGUGGACGGCCAGGGCAAUGGGUGCUCCUUCAUCAACUCCAACUACCUCGGCUUCGGCUCUGGCAUCGUUCCGGAGGGGUGCGGGUUCACACUGCAGAACAGGGGCCACGGCUUCAUUCUGGACCCGAAGCACCCCAACUGCCUGGGCCCACGCAAAUGGCCCUACCACACCAUCAUUCCCGGCCUGGCCACCGACCCAGAGGGCAACCUGUUCUGCACCUUUGGAGUGAUAUCCAACAUGCUGGACUUUGGCAUGGAGCCACAGACAGCGCUGGAUGCGCCGCGCUUCUCCCUCUACGGAGUGGACUCUGCCGAGGGCCCCUCCACCGUUCUUGACAGCGUAGUUUUCUUGGAAGAGGGGUAUAGCGAGGAGACAGUGGAGGGGUUGCGAAAUCGAGGGCACGUCAUCUACCCCAAUGUGAGGGGUCACGACAGGGCAGUGUUCGGGAGAGGGCAGAUCAUAAAGAGGGACCCCAAGACCGGAGUGCUCUGGGGUGGGUCUGAGCCCAGAGCCGAUGGCCAAGUACUGGGGUGGUGAAGACAUAAGUUGCUGAUCUAUGUUUUAUUAGAGCAAGCUAGCCAGAAAAAAUGCUUGCCACAGACAGCGUGUUACCCGCGCAUUGAUGUACAGUAAUUUAGAGCAACUUUGCAACCCCAAUCUGUCGCGUGGUGAGACAUUGCAUCUAUAUCUCAUGUUGCAGACACUCAAUCUGAAUCGUACUUCAUGCGUUUGGUCUCUACACAGCC
Messenger RNA from Coccomyxa subellipsoidea C-169, 1808 nucleotides. Its product is annotated as gamma-glutamyltranspeptidase. The transcript has 12 exons. NCBI's taxonomy places the organism in Eukaryota, Viridiplantae, Chlorophyta, Trebouxiophyceae, Coccomyxaceae. Bases 1 to 1599 code for a protein of 532 amino acids. The record is from RefSeq and is a predicted model, not a curated record.